AUGGCCAUUGAAACCCCUGCGAGUGUUGCCCCCAUCGAGUCGGGAAACACGGCUGGUUAUAGAACCGAGCUGCGAUAUUCAGUCCCCGAGUGCUUACAAGACCCCAAGUUCCCCUCCGAAUCUGCUUUGGGGUCCGUGCACUCUCCUCCUACGACUAGCCUGAUGCCAGCACUAACACAUUUCAGAAAGCACGAAGCUAAACACGGCAAGCCUUACAUCUGCCAGGUCCCAGAUUGCAAACAUACCCGCUUUGGCGACAAAGGCGGUCUGGAUCGACACAACCGCGAGGUCCACGGAUCACAGACCCACUGCUGCCCUAUUACUUCAUGCAAACGUCACGUCCGAGGAUUCGCAAGGAAGUAUAACCUCAUUGAGCAUCUGAAGCGAUGUCACUCUCCCGAGUCGCCAAAUUUGGCACCGCCAUCGAUUCUUAGACAACAAAAUCACACGGGUGCUGGUAUGAAAGGACAACAAGAAUCCUAUGAGGGCGGGUCAUUCUGGGAGAUGGCCACUGGGGGUGGCGGGGGAUUGAGAGAAAAGUUGGAGAAUCUUUACAAAAUGCGGGCGGAAAUGGAGGUGGACAUUGAGGCCCUGGAGAGGAGUUUGGCUCUCAUGGGAGAAAAUUUCCCCUGA
This is a messenger RNA of Endocarpon pusillum Z07020, 633 nucleotides long. RefSeq lists its product as uncharacterized. Lineage: Eukaryota; Fungi; Ascomycota; Eurotiomycetes; Verrucariales; Verrucariaceae. The transcript has a single exon. The coding region runs from base 1 to 633 and encodes 210 amino acids. The record is from RefSeq and is a predicted model, not a curated record.